AUGGAGGAGUUGAAACAGAUUGCUCUAACAUCACCCUUUCAAUAUGAAAAUGCUGUUCAACAUAUUAGUACUCUACGCACUUCUGCAAUAUAUGUUUCCAUUGCAUAUGUUAUUGCUAUCUUCUCCAUCAAAUUUAUCAUGACUCGAUUCAAGCCGUUUCAGCUUACAACUGCAUUGAAUUUAUGGAAUACUUGGUUAGCAGUGUUUAGCUUGUUGGGCUCAUUUUUUACAUCGAUUGCACUCUUCACAGAAAUUUUCAAUCACGGACUUACAGCAUCUUACACUAAAACUGGAGAUUUUUUCGAGGGAACUAGUGGUUAUUGGUCAUGGCUAUUCUGUUUAUCCAAGUUUGCAGAACUUGGUGAUACUUUAUUGAUUGUAUUACGCAAAAAGCCAUUAAUUUUUCUGCACUGGUAUCACCAUGUUUUAACGCUUAACUAUGGCGUUAUUUCCUAUAGUCAGCAUACACCGUACAACUCUUGGAUUAUAUGGCUCAAUUUUACAGUUCAUAGCUUUAUGUACAGUUAUUACUUCUUGCGAUCGAUUCACAUUCGCGUUCCGGCAGCUAUUGCACGCAACAUUACAUCGAUGCAAAUGUUGCAGUUCGUUAUAACGUUAUUUAUUCUUGUACACGUUGGUUAUUUGAUGUCUGUUGGCGAAGUUGUUGAUGGAACACUGAACACGUAUUUACUCUGUUUGGGAAUGGAAAUUUCUUAUGUUAUUCUUUUUGCUAAUUUUUAUUACCAGUCUUAUGUGAAAGGUGGUGGAAAGAAAUUUAAAGAAGAAAAAAUGAUGUCUAAAAAGGAAUGA
Thelazia callipaeda (thelaziosis nematode) is the source of this 810-nucleotide messenger RNA. The record is from the annotation of a GenBank genome assembly. NCBI's taxonomy places the organism in Eukaryota, Metazoa, Nematoda, Chromadorea, Rhabditida, Thelaziidae.